AUGUCAGUGCAGGGGCUGGCUGCGUGGGCCCCCGCCACCAGACUCCGUCGGGCUCGCGCCUCCCUGCCCGCUGAGGGGAGCGCAGUGCGGCAUGCCGAGGCGCUGCUGGCGGAGGAGGAGGCGGAGAAGGAGGCGGGCGGGCGCGACAAGGAGAGCAAGAAGGGCAAGAAGAAGAAGAAGAAGGGGAAGGGCGGCGGUGGAGGCGCUGGGCCUUCGCGGGAGCCCGAGGAUGAGGCAGCGCUGACGGCGGGAGAGAUGGCGGAGUUGGCGGCGGCGCUCGAGGAGAGCGCGAGGCUGGAGGAGGAAAGGCGGGCGCCCGACGAGCAAGCGUCGUCCUCUUUGGCUGCAGAGAGGCCGCUUUCGGUGGAGGAGGAGGAGCCGCCGGCCGACUUCGUCUGCCCAAUCACGACCGAGGUCAUGAGUGACCCGGUGAUGGCGGCGGACGGGCAGUCGUACGAGCGGACGGCGAUCGAGCGCUGGCUCGCGACCAAGUCGACGAGCCCGCUGACCGGCGAGGAGCUAGAGUUCACUCGGCUCUUCCCAAACCACACACUCCGCCGGGUGAUCCGACAGUGGCAGGAAACCGCUCGCAGCUGA
Molecule: messenger RNA, 597 nt
Organism: Emiliania huxleyi CCMP1516
Lineage: Eukaryota; Haptophyta; Isochrysidales; Noelaerhabdaceae
Exons: 2
Coding region: 1-597 (198 amino acids)
Biological process (GO): protein ubiquitination
Molecular function (GO): ubiquitin-protein transferase activity
Source: RefSeq, a predicted model, not a curated record